Messenger RNA from Brienomyrus brachyistius, 2553 nucleotides. RefSeq names its product homeobox C12a (gene hoxc12a). Lineage: Eukaryota; Metazoa; Chordata; Actinopteri; Osteoglossiformes; Mormyridae. The coding region runs from base 21 to 848 and encodes 275 amino acids. The record is from RefSeq and is a predicted model, not a curated record. Gene Ontology annotation, biological process: regulation of DNA-templated transcription. Gene Ontology annotation, molecular function: DNA-binding transcription factor activity, RNA polymerase II-specific; sequence-specific double-stranded DNA binding. The transcript has 2 exons.
UGUUGGUCGGGCCCGCGGAAAUGGGCGAGCAUAAUCUUCUUAAUCCUGGUUUUGUGGGACCGUUGGUAAACAUCCACACUGGAGACACCUUCUACUUUCCAAAUUUUAGAGCAUCCGGGGGACAGCUGGCGGGGCUACCCUCUCUCUCCUAUCCGAGAAGGGACAAUGUGUGCGCUCUCCCGUGGAACCCAUCGGAGUCGUGCAAUGGAUACCCUCAGUCCUACUUUGGUAGCCCCGUGUCCAUUAACCCUUCCUUCAACCGAUCAUGUGAAAUCACCCGGCCAGAUGAAGGAAAAUGCUAUUAUAACAACGGUAGUGGGAACAGGGAAAGUUGUUCCGAGGGCGCUGGUUUGAAAAGAGAGGAUAGGUCAAGGGACAGUUCCUUAUUAGCGUCUGAGCACGGACUGCACAAUGGCAUGAGCAACAGUGGUGCUUUUUCUAAAUAUGAUUAUGGGACUGAGCAGCUAACCCAAGACCCACCGUCCUGUCAAUCCCUUGAAUCCGAUUCAAGCUCGUCGUUGCUCACUGAAGGAGGAAAGACCUCUGGCAGCGACCCACAGAUGCUGACUUCGCCGGUAGAUCAUGCGAACAGUGUGGCAGCGGGCGGAGGUACUCCGUGGUAUCCGAUGCACACCCGGACCCGCAAGAAACGUAAACCUUACUCCAAACUGCAGCUGGCUGAGCUAGAGGGCGAGUUCAUGCUAAACGAGUUCAUCACGAGGCAACGGCGCAGGGAGCUGUCCGACCGGCUGAACCUCAGUGACCAACAAGUUAAAAUCUGGUUUCAGAACCGGAGGAUGAAAAAGAAAAGACUGUUACUGAGAGAGCAAGCUCUGUCAUUCUUUUAGAAUACACUUUACUCAGCAUUUAAUCACAUAUCGGUACACCAAUCCAUUUUUGAUUUACGACACUUAGUAUUCUGUUUGGUUUCUUUAUUGGAAAGCUUACACUUUUCAUGGAUAUAUCAGUGUCAGUUUUGCUAUGAUUUUUUGUUACUAUGGUAUUACGAAAACAAUACGUUUGCGACUAGCGGCACAGGCGAAUGCUCUGACACAAUCUGAGUUAAAAUGCGAGAGUACAAAAUGCUUCCACAUUUCCAUAAUCAUGAAUUAGAUUAUUGCUAGUUCUAUUGUGAAUACAGUCAUGAUUCGCCGUAAGAAUGGCGUUUCCCAUUUAUUUAUAUCCAUAAAAGCCAUCACUCUUGAUAUUUCUGAAAAAUGCUGUGUAAACGCAAAUGAAGCAACUUCGGAAAAAAUGGGAUUAAUGACGGGAGAAGUAUACAUAAAAUAAGUAACGAGGGAAGAAAAUACUUUCUUUUUAUCAGUCGGUACGAAGGAAGAUCAUUUGCAGUGAUUUUCAAUUCCAACACAAAAGUUGGAGCAGAGAGACACAGAGAAGUACAAUAAAACGCUUGUAUCCACGCCACAAUUACCACCACGUGCUAUGGGGAUGUUCACGGUCAAGGACAGGAUGAGUGUGCUCCAGCUCUCUGACUCACUAAUUCAGCAAGACUCAGAACCCCAAACCCGACAUUUUAUUGGCCUGUAUGUUACAUAAACAAGCUUCUGUAAACUUUUGAAAACAGGCAAUGUAGGUAAGAUAUGCUUGAACGCCCUCGAAGUUUUCAAUUGAGAUUUAGAUGUUGGGUGAAGGAGCAGAAUGGUGUCCAAAUUCAGUAUUCAAGUUCAGUAUUAACUCUGAGUCAAAGUCCCUCCGUAAAUUGCAAUGGAUUGUUGCAGUUGUAAGAAAAUCCUUUUCUCGUUCAUCUGUCUGCUGCCCACACGUGUAAUUUUGCCCUACUUUAAUUACCUCAAAAUAUAAAAUAACCUGUUGUAUAAUACGCGUCAAUCCAACGUUUGUGGCGUGAAACAGAAACCUGAAUUGGGUAAAAUAAAAAAUAAAUAUGUGCUAGCCUCCAAUGAAACGUAACUGAUAACUGCAUUUAAUAAUUGCUAAAUAUUCAAUUAUGCGAAAAGGUAUAAGUCACUCUGACACCAGGGUGGUUCUUAACUAAUCGCAUCGCUUUUAAUAUAACGCAUGCAAAGCCUAAUAUUCUACGAGUUUUAUGAUAAAUCCAAAAUAUUUGUUAGUAUCAAUUGCAUCUUAUAUAGUGUUAAAUAUACAGACGUUUUUAACAAAAACUUGUCGGUUAUUUUAAUGAACUGUGUUCUCCAUUUACACUCUUUCUGAUUAACUAUUCCGUAAAUGUGAUUGCAUUAAAACGUAUAUCGUCUGUUCUGAAUUUCUACAUAAAUUUUUUUUCAUGGUAUGUUCUACGUGACAAGUCGAUAGCGUAAUUUCUGGUCUGUUAUUUUUUUUCUCCAGCAUAUAUAUAUAUAUAUAUAUAUAUAUAUAUAUGUGUGUGUGUGUGUGUGUGUGUGUGUGUGGUGUGUGUGUGUGUGUGUGUGUGUCUCCAAGAAUCCUUAUAGCGAUGUAUCUUGUGUAUUCUGUUGUAAAGGUAUGGACAAUUAUAAACACACACCCAUGCACAUAUUCAUUAAUGUAUAUAUCUUGUUGACCACCUUAUAAAUAAACUCUUCAACGUCAAUUUAA